UAUCUGGGUAACUCCAUCAAUGAAAAUCAAGAUUAUCUUAGCCUUCCACACGGCGUUGUGUUCCGUGACUGGUAGUCUGCUGUGGAAUGGCCGUCACGUUGGUUGCGUGAAGAGACUGCGCGCGAAUUGAGUGAAGGUAAUUCGAGGGACAGCCGCUUCACAGACGUAGUAUAUUCAAUGCACUGAAAUCCAAAUGGCCCCGAGCGUGACAUCGGAUUUUCUAUUGGGAUUACGUCGGUCAAGGUGGUAUUAUAACAUCUGACCUUGCACCAAGAAUAUUGGCAGCAGCACAGGUCAAGAAAGGUGAUGCCAACUACUGCGGUUCAUACCCUACCGAAUGAAUCGACAAGUUCCACAGAACCAGAAAGUGAGCGAAGAUAACAGUAGUAGUGGUGUUGAAACUCCAUACCAGCGUUUACUUCAUUCACUGCACCAUGACCAGCGAUGGCUAACGGAGGUGAGCCUUGGCAAGCGAGUUGGAUUUUAUCGCUUUCAGGGGGAACUCGGUAGUGGAAACUUCUCACAAGUGAAGAUGGCAAUACAUCAGCUCACCAAAGAACGUGUUGCUGUCAAGAUAUUGGACAAAGCUAAGCUGGACCAGAAGACCCGGAGGAUGCUUGCCAAAGAGAUAGGAACAAUGGAAUAUAUGCAUCAUCCUAACAUAAUCAGGUUGUAUGAGGUAGUGGAAACUUACAGUAAGAUCCACCUUGUGAUGGAAUAUGCUAGCGGUGGCGAGUUGUUCAACAAGAUAACAACAACAGGGAGGAUUGCCGAGAAUGAUGCCAAGAAAUUGUUUGCUCAAGUUGUGUCUGCUGUUCAAUUCAUGCACGACCACAAUUUUGUUCAUCGAGACAUCAAAGCUGAGAAUGUGUUUUAUGCUGCCCCAGGUUUGGUGAAGCUCGGUGACUUUGGAUUUAGCACACAACUUACUGAUGGCAGUGGACAGAAACUGAACACAUUUUGUGGGUCCCCCCCAUAUGCAGCACCUGAGUUAUUCAGGGAUGAGAUGUACUUGGGGGCACCUGUAGAUAUCUGGGCUCUCGGUGUGCUCCUGUACUUCAUGGUGACGGCGCAGAUGCCAUUCAAGGCCCCGACUGUUGCGGUACUCAAGAAACAUGUCCUGGAAGGGACGUUUUCUGUCCCUGGACAUGUUUCCUUCCAGUGCAGAAAAAUGAUUGAAGGGAUUCUCAAAAAAGAACCUAGAGAACGCCUGACCCUUCAAGAGAUUUGCAACUCUGUUUGGUUGAAAGGAAUAACUUUCCCUCUAACUCCAGGUGCAUCAGACAGUUACAGCUUAUCACCAAAUUUCGACACACCAGUUCAUAAGACACCUGAAAACUCUUCUGGAAAUGCGUUAGGGAACAAAGACAAUCCCGAAAUAGUAGUUGUCAGUGAAGGAAACAAAGAAAGUUUGCAAUCUGGGAGUGAGGGAAAUAGUGUGGAUAAUCAGAGUUCAGUAGAGGGAUUGUUAACAGUGGGGAGAGACUCGGUGAGCAGACAGCAAAGUUAUAGUGGAUCAGAAAAGAAAGAAAACAAUAUUGUUGGUAUUGAGAUGUUAGCCAGAAAGGAACUAUUAAAUUUUGGUAUAACAAAUGCCAUGCUUGAAAAACAUUCUAGUCAGGGAGCAAGAAGUGCCAUAAUAGGAACAUAUAGAAUUUUAGUACAUAGAAUGCAACGCCAAGGUCAUUUGGAUUCAGAUACUGCUUUUGUGGAUGAUGGUGAUGCAUCAUCAUCAGCUGUUCCUAGUAGAAGUGUGUCGACAAAUCAUUUCCUUUUUUCAUCAUUUGGCAGAAGAAGCAAAUCUGCGGCAGUGAAAUCAAAGGGACAUAAGCCGCACAGGACCAACAGGUCACGCACCUGUAUCCUUCUAUAAAAAAGGGCAAUUUAGUGACACCUAAAAUAACACGAUGCAGCCUCAAAACAACCAUUUAAAAUGGUUAACAUACUUGCCCUUCAGUAACUUUGGUAUAUAUACAAUUUUUAUUUGUAUAAUUGUCUCUACCUUAAUUUUUAGAUGCAGAAAUACAGUCUUUAUCACACAAGUUGCCAGCAAUUAUUUUACUAUAAGAACUGGUUCCCCUUGUUCCUCAUAUCUGGGAAUAUGGGAUCAUUACCAUCAGAAAACAACGACCACUUCAGAUAUAUACACACACACAUUUUUUUUGUGUGGCACCAAUAGUUUUCAUGUUUUGUGAAUCACUUGUUCUGUUAGAAUAUAAAAGUUUGGGGGGAAAGGGAAAUAACUGCAUAAGUAAGUAUGAUAAGUUGAAAUCCAGGAAAAAUUAAGGUAAUUUUGUUAGAGAAAAACUGAAAUCCCAUGAGAAGGGAUUUCAGCAGUAGACAAAUGUGAGGUUAAGGCAACUUUUAAAAUUAGUCUUGGUUGGAGGGUGUGUACCAGAUUCACCUGACUCAAGAUAUGGUAAAUAUAAAGGAAGGAAAUUUCUUUAACUGCUGAAAAAAUUGGCACUGGGACAUGUUUUUCUCACAGUCCUUCAGUUUUUACCCUGUCAAUAUCAUUCCACCGCUGCUCCAUAUUCACUCAUAUAUCACAUGGAAAUAGACAAUGGGCCUGUUAGCGGUUACAGUUCCAUAGACACAUAGUCUCACCCCAUCAUAACAGUAAUAAUAAUAGGCUAAUUAGUAGCCUUAGAUUAUUGGAAAGGAGUCUACUGUGUACAGUUCCUCCUCAAAAUGAAAUGUCAAAGAAGAUUGAACAAUAUGAAGUGCUACAAGAAUGCCUUUUGACUCAGAACUUCUACUCUGUUGAUGAAUUUAUAUUACUGAAAAAUGAUUUAUCAUGUCUUUAUUGUAAAUUUUGCAUAAACUUAUGUAUUUGUAUAUAUAUUUUUAUAUGUUGAAAAUAACUAAGUGUAUAUUCUUGUACGUAGAUAAUAAACUGUGUGUGAAA
Zootermopsis nevadensis is the source of this 2908-nucleotide messenger RNA. The record is from RefSeq and is a predicted model, not a curated record. Lineage: Eukaryota; Metazoa; Arthropoda; Insecta; Blattodea; Termopsidae.